Messenger RNA from Canis lupus familiaris (dog), 757 nucleotides. RefSeq names its product membrane spanning 4-domains A5 (gene MS4A5). The coding region runs from base 118 to 711 and encodes 197 amino acids. Gene Ontology annotation, cellular component: plasma membrane. The transcript has 5 exons. Gene Ontology annotation, biological process: cell surface receptor signaling pathway. The record is from RefSeq and is a predicted model, not a curated record. NCBI's taxonomy places the organism in Eukaryota, Metazoa, Chordata, Mammalia, Carnivora, Canidae.
AAGACAAAGCACAACAAUACCAGAGCUCCAGACACCCUUGGUACAGGAGAAGAACAUGGUCUAGACUGAAGUACCAUCAAGAACAUUUUUUAAUUUCAAAAUAUCAACUCCACCAUCAUGAAUCCAAACACUGCACAUAAUCCUGUAUUUCUGGUAUUUCCUCCAGAGAUCACUAUUCCUGAUGUGCAGCCAACAGACCUUACAGCCCCAACCUUUGAGUCUAAGAGUGCUUUUCCAAAAUUACUUGCUACAAAAAUGAAAAUCUUAGGGGCUAUGCAGAUCCUAUUUGGAGUGAUGAACUUUUCUUUUGGAGUCAUUUUCAUUUUCACUUUGGAAAAUCCAUACCCAAGGUUCCCCUUUAUAUUUAUUUCAGGAUAUCCAUUCUGGAGCUCUGUUUUGUUCAUUAAUUCUGGAGCCUUCCUAGUUGCACUGGAAAGAAAACCCACAGGAACUCUGGUGAAGAUGAGCCGAAUAAUGAAUUUUCUUAGUGCCCUGGGAGCAACAGCUGGAAUCAUUCUCAUUGCAUUUGGUCUCAUUCUAGAUCAACACUACUUUUGUGGCUAUGUUCAAGCAGUUAGUCAGUGUCAAGGCAUUGCUACCCUAUUCAUUGGAAUUUUGAUUAUGUUGAUGGCCUUCAGCAUUAUUGAAUUAUUCAUCUCUCUGUCUUUCUCAAUUAUGAGGAGACACUUUUAUUGUUAUGAUUGUGACUAAUGCUGCUGAAUAUCACCGUGGGAAUAAAGAUGUGUUAUAUCAUCAA